Symbiodinium natans is the source of this 1995-nucleotide messenger RNA. The record is from the annotation of a GenBank genome assembly. NCBI's taxonomy places the organism in Eukaryota, Dinophyceae, Suessiales, Symbiodiniaceae.
AUGAGUUCUGGAAGCUCUGGGUUCGAGCUGGCCAACUUGGGAGAGGCGGCAAAGGCCGAGAUCUUCCAAGCCAUCCGGGAGGUGAGGAAAGAGAACGAGGAGCUCCGCGCCGAAGUUCGCAGCCUCACCUUGCGCCUUCAGGCGCUGGAGGGCCUGAAGCCGGGCUCGGGCCAUGUGGAUGUGGAUGAGGCCGAACCGAUGUUGGCGCCCGAGGAGGAGGUGCCAGUUCAGGUGGGCGAAAACGCUUGGAACAUACUGGCCGUGGUAGGGCUGACGGAUGCUGGAAGGCUGGAUGUGUCUUUCAGCUUGCUCCUUUUUCUGGGGAACAUCAUGAUGCAGAGCACUUUCAUUGGAAUUCUUCUCGGGAGCAGCUUUUUAGGCGAUCCCUUCGAGUCCAACGUGGCGAGCUCUCGCGACUGGCGCAAUCGAAUGGCCCACUCCUACCAGUACCUGGACCUGGCGCAGACGAGCCUUGUGACCCGGGUUUGUGCUGAAGAUAGCUCCCUCAUCCAGGCCUCCUCGCAGGCGAAACUGUUGUCCGACAUUAACAAGUACCUGGGCAUUCAGAAGACCGCCUUCGAGGCCACCCUGAAACAACCAGGCGUGACACUCUGCAUGUUGUGCAUGGCGCUCUGGAGCCUCUGUGUCUUCAUCGAGCUCCGUGAUAUCUGGCUUCACCUUCAGGCGAUGAUGCAGGUGCCCCGAGCCGAGCGCACGCACUUGCACAAGGGAACCUUCAAGAGCCUCUCCUCGAAGCGCCUCAACGUCAUCGUCGCGGCGUCGCUACUCCGCGCCCUGCUCGCGCUUGCUUUGCUGGUGGCCGGCCUUCAGUGGCUUGGGGGCACCACCUCCAUCGCCGACUUGAUCCUGAACGCUGUAGCCUUGAACGGCAUCCUGGACAUCGAUGACUUCGUGUUCCAGGCGGCGGUGCCUACGAAGAUCCAGCUGGCACUCCGUGGUCUAGAGCCGAUCGCGCUACCCUACUCGAAGAGGAAGAGUCAAGUGGAGUCCGCCUUCAACUUCUUCGCCUUGUUCCUGAUGCUCUUGAUUCCCUAUACGGUGCUUGUGCUGCCCCUGAGCCAUCGAAUGCUCGAAGUCAAGAAGGAGAUGUGCUUCGGCAUCCAGAACUUCGUCGUGGCUUACAACUCAGAUGUAGGCAUGACCUAUGGACUUAUGUCAAGGGGCAUGGCGGAGAAGCGGGAUCCCACCUUGCCCGAGUUGGCCGUUGAGACCUUCAAGUUUGCACAGGACCGGCCAUGGACCAAGAAGGAAGGCAGUGAAGCAUUGCCGGCAGACUACAUGCAGCUGGGCUUGUAUCCCCAGCAGUUCGAGUUUGGUCGCAUCCGGAAAAUGGCCGAAGAGGCGGACUACUUCCCGGUCUGCUGGGAGAGAGACGUCAACCCAGACGAUCCGUCAGAUGCCGCUGGCUUGGGCGCCAUUGCACGCGGCCGGAUGAACGCCGCAGCCUUCGCUGUCAACAGCAAGGCCACCACUUGCAAGGAGCUGAAGUCGUCAUGCUUCCUACCGGAGGCACGGAUGCUGCGGCUCAUGUGCGGCCAGACGUGCGGAUGCACGGAUCCGAUGUCGUCUCCUUUGUACAAAAUCCGUGCGGAGGGCUGCGCCGGGACGUGUCUACUUGAGCGGGCAAGUCAGGUUAAGCCAAUGCCAUGCAAAGACUUUCCGCAGGCCGAAGCAGAAGAGAGCUGGAACCACUUCUGGGACAACUUGCGCGAUGUCCUAGCCGCCUAUCUCGGGCCGGACCAAACACAAUACCAUAAGCACGACCUGGAAAAGAUCGCGUCCAUGAAAGCGGGCGGCUGCCCACAGCUGAAAGCCAAUCCGAUUGAUGACCUCACAGGUGCGAGCUGGUGCGAAGGGUCUUCUGACCUAUUCGGGCCCCUCGCCUACCUCUGCCCUGUCUCCUGUGGCUGUCAACGUCUCACCUCGAAGGAUACGUUGGCAGAGUCUUGCCCAGACAGCUGCCUUGCCAAUUGA